Molecule: messenger RNA, 2298 nt
Organism: Pundamilia nyererei
Lineage: Eukaryota; Metazoa; Chordata; Actinopteri; Cichliformes; Cichlidae
Gene: cpdp
Product: CPD photolyase
Exons: 10
Coding region: 214-1887 (557 amino acids)
Biological process (GO): photoreactive repair
Molecular function (GO): deoxyribodipyrimidine photo-lyase activity
Source: RefSeq, a predicted model, not a curated record
UGGGAAGUGUAUUUCAAUUCAAUGAAAACACAGCGUUACAAAACCCGGACCAGCGCGCUCAUGUAAGUGGUUGUGUAAGAGAAAACGCCGCGGGUUUCAGACGCCUGGCUGCUGCUGUCACGACGGCUACUCAGUCUGUUGUUUAUUCGUUUAAUUUCACGUUUUGUUGUCCACUCGAGCGGAGCCUGCAUCAGUUGAAGCUUCCCACCCUGUAUGCUGCACUGUGUUUGGAGGAGCACAUCACCUUUUUCUGCACCAGGGCGCUUCUUAAAGCUUCUUCCUCACCAUCAUCAGAGGCCCAGCAGCCCCGCACUCUUCUUCCUGACCAGUUUCUUCAGCUGCCAGCCCACCAUGUCAGGCACGAAACGCAAGGCAUCUUCUGCAACGGCUGGAAAGGAUCACCGUGCCAAGCAGCAGAAGCUGGCUCCCGUCAAGCAGGAGAAGAAGGAGAAAGUUGGGGGCUGGCUGCAGAGUCUUGUGCAGCAGCAGAGAUCAGAGAAGAAAGACGUGAAGUUCAACAAAAAGCGCCUGCGUUUUCUAUCUGAUACUGAAAAGAUAAAGCAGGGCUCAGAGGGUGUCCUCUACUGGAUGUUAAGAGAUCAGAGAGUACAAGAUAACUGGGCACUGAUCCAUGCCCAGCGGCUCGCCGUGAAGGAGAACCUCCCUCUGCAUGUCUGUUUCUGUUUGGUAGUGCCCAAAUCAGAGCUGUCUACUCUGAGACAUUACAGCUUCAUGCUGAAGGGGCUGGAAGAAGUUGCAAAGGAAUGUGAACAGUUAAACGUCCAGUUCCACUUGCUGCACGGCGCUCCGGGGAAAGUUCUCCCCGGCUUUGUGUCCGACCACAGCUUUGGGGCCGUGGUGACAGACUUCUCUCCUAUCAGAGAGCCGCUGCAGUGGUUGGAGGACGUCAAAAAGAAACUUUCCAAAGACAUUCCCUUCAUACAGGUUGAUGCCCACAAUAUUGUUCCCUGCUGGGUAGCUUCACCUAAACAGGAGUACUCCGCUCGGACGAUCAGAGGAAAAAUUACCAAUCUGUUACCAGAGUUCCUCACUGAUUUUCCCCUGGUAGACUCACACCCACACACUGCUACGAGAACCGCCAAAGGAGUAGACUGGGACAAAACCCUAGCCUCCCUGGAUGUUGACAGAAAUGUAAAAGAGCCAGAAUGGGCCAAGCCGGGCACCAAAGCAGGGAUGGACAUGCUGGAGUCCUUCAUUGAUGUACGACUUAAACUGUUUGGCAGCCAACGCAACGACCCGAACGCUCCCGCCCUGAGCCAGCUUUCCCCCUGGCUCCGCUUUGGCCAGAUUUCGGCCCAGCGUGUGGCUUGGCAGGUUCAGCGCAACGGGAAGAAUGCAAGUCAGUCCGUACCGGCCUUCAUCGAAGAGCUGGUGGUGCGUCGAGAGCUGACUGACAACUUCUGUUUCUACAACAAGAAAUACGACAGCGUGGAGGGUGCGUAUGAGUGGGCUCAGAAGACCUUAAAAGAUCAUGCCAAAGACGAGAGGCCGUAUCUCUACACGCGUGAGCAGCUGGAGAAAGCAAAGACUCAUGACAAGCUGUGGAACGCAGCUCAGUACCAGAUGGUUACAGAGGGGAAGAUGCACGGUUUCUUGAGGAUGUACUGGGCCAAAAAGAUCCUGGAGUGGACUUCUUCCCCAGAGGAGGCGCUCUCCAUCGCUCUGUACCUAAACGAUCGCUACGAGCUGGAUGGUCAAGACCCUAACGGCUUUGUCGGUUGUAUGUGGUCUAUUUGCGGCAUCCACGACCAGGGCUGGGCGGAGAGAGCCGUAUUCGGGAAGAUCCGCUACAUGAACUACAAAGGCUGCCUUCGGAAGUUUAACGUGGCUCAGUUUGAGAGAAAGUACUGUCCUAAAAGUCUUUGAAGCACGAUAUGUUUGGAGGGAUGCGUUAAAAGCGCUCGACAGCGUGGAUCUCCUACACCUUGGCCUCAGGGACAUUUUUUUCUUGUUACAGCCUUUCUGUUUUUUGUUCUGUUCUUCACAGCUUGUUUUGUUCAAAACAUUCGCUCUAUUCUUGCUUGCGUCGACACUUUUACUAAAUAUUCAGACGUGUUCAUGCAUAAUAAAACUGUAGGCUGUUUGUGGCAUUUUAAAGUGAGCUUUAGAGAAAGCACUUUGGGCUUUGUCAAUAUAAAAGCACCAUAAAAACAAUCACAUUACUACCGUCGUUCGGUUUUUAAUACAAGUUUGAAGUCAUUUUCUGUCCACUUGUAUCAUUUCCAACUCUCACUGUUAUUUCUUUAAACUUGAAAUAAAGCGUGUUUCUUUAACAGA